Rattus rattus (black rat) is the source of this 2324-nucleotide messenger RNA. RefSeq names its product beta-transducin repeat containing E3 ubiquitin protein ligase (gene Btrc). The record is from RefSeq and is a predicted model, not a curated record. The transcript is spliced from 16 exons. NCBI's taxonomy places the organism in Eukaryota, Metazoa, Chordata, Mammalia, Rodentia, Muridae. Gene Ontology annotation, molecular function: protein dimerization activity. The coding region runs from base 105 to 1964 and encodes 619 amino acids.
GGCGGGGGAAGGAAGAGGAGGCGGGAUCCGGGCGCUGCGUUGGCUGCGGCCUGGCACGAAAGGGGCGGCCCCGGCGGAGAGCAGACCCAGUAGCCCGGGCGAUUAUGGACCCGGCAGAGGCGGUGCUGCAGGAGAAAGCGCUCAAGUUUAUGGCUGCAGUUCCGGCUGGUGGAUAUUGGAGGAAUAAUAAAAAGUGCUCUAUGCCCAGGUCUCUGUGGCUGGGCUGCUCCAGCCUGGCGGACAGCAUGCCCUCGCUGCGAUGCCUGUAUAACCCAGGGACUGGCGCACUCACAGCUUUCCAGAAUUCCUCAGAGAGAGAAGACUGUAAUAAUGGCGAACCCCCUAGGAAGAUAAUACCAGAGAAGAAUUCACUUAGACAGACUUACAACAGCUGUGCCAGGCUCUGCAUAAACCAAGAGACAGUAUGUCUAACAAGCACUGCUAUGAAGACUGAAAAUUGUGUGGCCAAAACAAAACUUGCCAAUGGCACCUCCAGCAUGAUUGUGCCCAAGCAGCGGAAACUCUCAGCAAGCUAUGAGAAGGAAAAGGAGCUGUGUGUCAAGUACUUUGAGCAGUGGUCAGAGUCUGAUCAAGUGGAAUUUGUAGAACACCUUAUAUCUCAAAUGUGUCAUUACCAGCAUGGGCACAUCAACUCCUAUCUAAAGCCUAUGCUGCAGAGGGAUUUCAUAACUGCACUGCCAGCACGGGGUCUGGACCAUAUUGCUGAGAACAUUCUGUCAUACUUGGACGCCAAAUCACUGUGUGCUGCUGAGCUUGUGUGCAAGGAAUGGUACCGCGUGACGUCGGACGGCAUGCUGUGGAAGAAGCUCAUCGAGAGGAUGGUCAGGACAGACUCUCUGUGGCGAGGCCUGGCAGAGCGCAGAGGGUGGGGACAAUACUUAUUCAAAAACAAACCUCCUGAUGAGAAUGCGCCUCCCAACUCCUUUUAUAGAGCGCUUUAUCCUAAAAUUAUACAAGACAUUGAGACAAUAGAGUCCAAUUGGAGAUGUGGGCGACACAGUUUACAGAGAAUCCACUGCCGGAGUGAAACAAGUAAAGGGGUCUACUGUUUACAGUAUGAUGACCAGAAGAUAGUCAGCGGCCUUCGAGACAACACCAUCAAGAUCUGGGAUAAAAGCACACUGGAAUGCAAGCGGAUUCUCACAGGCCACACAGGCUCUGUCCUGUGUCUGCAGUAUGACGAGAGGGUGAUCAUCACGGGCUCCUCAGACUCCACCGUCAGAGUGUGGGACGUAAAUGCAGGGGAGAUGCUAAACACAUUGAUUCACCACUGUGAAGCCGUCCUGCACCUGCGCUUCAAUAACGGCAUGAUGGUGACCUGCUCCAAAGACCGAUCCAUUGCUGUGUGGGAUAUGGCUUCCCCAACUGACAUCACCCUCAGGAGGGUGCUGGUGGGGCACCGAGCUGCGGUCAAUGUUGUCGACUUUGAUGACAAGUACAUCGUUUCUGCCUCUGGAGACAGAACCAUAAAGGUGUGGAACACAAGUACCUGUGAAUUUGUAAGAACCCUAAAUGGGCACAAGCGUGGUAUCGCCUGUUUGCAGUACAGAGACAGGCUGGUGGUGAGCGGCUCCUCUGACAACACCAUCAGGCUGUGGGACAUAGAGUGCGGUGCAUGUCUGCGAGUGUUGGAAGGCCAUGAGGAAUUGGUACGCUGUAUUCGAUUUGAUAACAAAAGGAUAGUGAGUGGGGCCUAUGAUGGAAAAAUUAAAGUGUGGGAUCUUAUGGCUGCUCUGGACCCGCGUGCUCCUGCAGGGACUCUUUGUCUACGGACGCUUGUGGAGCAUUCUGGAAGAGUUUUCCGACUCCAGUUUGACGAAUUCCAGAUUGUCAGUAGUUCACAUGAUGACACAAUUCUCAUCUGGGACUUCCUAAAUGAUCCAGCCACUCAUGCUGAACCGCCCCGCUCCCCUUCUCGAACAUACACCUACAUCUCCAGAUAAAUAACCCGACACUGGCCUCAUAAUUGCCCAGGACUCGUUAAUGUUGCAGUAUUUAACAUACCUGCCAAGACCAGGAUGAACAACAACAAUCAAACUCCCACCCGGAUUCCUGGACGGAUCAGCGAGGAGCAGGGCUUUGAGACUCCUGUUGGGACACAGCCGGUCAGCAGCCGACCAGGACGGUCUGCUCGGCACACCGGCUGCUUCAGUGCUGCUAUCAGAAGAUGUCUUUAUCUUGUGUGAAUGAUUGGAACUUUCAGGCCUCCCUCCCCUUUCCUUCCCCCUUCCUCUGCACCUGUUUCUCUCCCAUUGGGUUCCAGACAAAGAUGACUUAUAAAUAUAUUUAGUGUUUUGCCAGAA